UUUCGAAAUCCGCUCUUUGCGGUUUGUUUUGCAGAGGCUGUCCACAUUAGAUGCUCAAAGGCAGUCGGUCUUGUGUAACUCUGCUGAUGUCUGCUCCUCUUAGGGCUGAAGGGCGGAGAUGGUCCCUCGCCUCGCUCCCGUCGUCCGGCUACGGCACCAAUCCUCCCAGCUCCACCGUGUCUUCGUCGUCUUCGUCCCAGGAACGGCUCCACCAGCUGCCCUACCAGCCCACGCAGGACGAGCUCCACUUCCUGUUCAAGCACUUCCGCAGCUCUGAGAGCGUAAACGAUGACGACGGGCGGCCCUCCCCCUUCAUGCGGUCGCGGUCCCGCAGCCUCAGGUACAAACCAACCAAUCCACUAGCUAGUCCCCGCACCAACAUCGUAUACAUACCAAUCAACCACCUAGUCAGGCUACUUUAUAGAUCCAACCAGUCAGCUAAUAAGAGUACUUUAUUGAUCCCGCAGAUAAUUGUUACACAGAAGACUGCCCUGGUUAAAGUAGUUAAUGACCUGCUGUUAGCUGCUGACACGGGCCAUGUCAGCAUUCUCAUCCUCCUCGACCUCACAGCUGCCUUUGAUACUGUUUGCCGCAACUUCUAUGCAGAUGACAAUCAGAUUUACUUUCACACCAAGCCUGCCCAUAAUAAUCAUUAUCCUACCUGGUCGCUCUAUCUCUCCUCGGGCACGGAGGCUGGCCUGCCUCAGCUCGCUGUGAACCUUACUAGGCCCCUCGCCAAAGAAGGGAUACUCGCAGACAUGGUGCAGCUUGAGCAGUAUGAAUUCACGCCCUCCAUGUCUCUGGAUCUGGAUGCUAGUAUGGAGAACAAGUUUCCUCAGACUCUCACUCCAACACGACGGAAACCUCUGGAAAGUGACUUUGAAACCAUCAAGUUGAUAAGCAACGGGGCUUAUGGGGCCGUGUACCUGGUCCGGCACAAGGAGACCAGGCAGCGCUUUGCAAUGAAGAAGAUCAACCGGCAGAACCUGGUGCUGAGGAACCAGAUCCAGCAGGCCUUUGUGGAGCGAGACAUCCUGACCUUUGCCGAGAACCCCUUUGUGGUGUCCAUGUUCUGCUCCUUUGAGACCAGGAGACACCUCUGUAUGGUCAUGGAGUAUGUGGAAGGUGGGGACUGUGCUAACCUUCUGAAGAACAUGGGUCCUCUACCCGUGGAAAUGACCCGCAUGUACUUUGCCGAGACGGUGUUGGCCUUGGAGUACCUCCACAACUAUGGCAUCGUACACCGGGACCUCAAACCCGACAAUCUGUUAAUCACGUCCAUGGGCCACAUCAAGCUGACAGACUUUGGCCUGUCUAAGAUCGGCCUGAUGAACCUGACCACCAACCUGUAUGAGGGACACAUGGAGAAGGACACCAGGGAGUUCAUAGACAAACAGGUGUGCGGUACGCCGGAGUACAUCGCCCCAGAGGUGAUACUGCGGCAAGGCUACGGGAAGCCGGUAGACUGGUGGUCCAUGGGGGUCAUCCUCUACGAGUUCCUCGUUGGGUGCGUUCCUUUCUUCGGUGACACCCCUGAAGAGCUCUUUGGACAAGUGGUCAGCGAUGACAUCAUCUGGCCGGGAGAGGAGGAUGCCCUGCCUCCCGAGGCCCAGGACAUGAUCACCCGCCUCCUGAAGCAGAGUCCUCUGGAGCGAUUGGGCACAGGUGGUGCCCUGGAGGUGAAGCAGCACCCAUUCUUCAAGGACCUGGACUGGAAUGGCCUGCUGAGGCAGAAAGCAGAGUUUGUUCCCCAGCUGGAGGCUGAGGAUGACACCAGCUACUUCGACACCCGCUCAGAGCGAUACCACCACCUGGAUUCUGACGAGGAUGAGGAAACCAAUGAUGAGUCUUCCCUGGAGAUCCGCCAGUUCUCCUCCUGGUCCCAUCGCUUCAGCAAGGUGUACAGCAGCACAGAGCACCUGUCCACACCCUCCAACCUGAGCUUCUCUUCGGACCGCAGCCACAGCGAGGACAAGGAGGACCGCUGGGACUGCGGCCGCCUCACCCCAUCCCCUGGCCUCGGGGACCAAUACAGGCAGAGUAGUGUGGAGCUCAGACACCCAGAACACACCACAUGCCUGAGAGCGCGAGCUUCCUCCAGCUCUUCCCAGUCGGAGCAUAGCGCCAGCCCCCUGGUGAUGAGCAGCACCCACAGCCUGGAGACCAUGCCUCGCUUCGCCUUCUCCACCGAUGAUGAAGCCGAGGUGGUGGUGUCGAACCUGCGGAGAAUCCGUAUCCGCAGCAACAGCACCGGGGCAAAACACUCAUCUCCCAAGGAGCCCGCGGGGCCCCGGCACUUCGGGAACCAGCUGGAGACUCCGGACCGCCAGCGGCUGCCCUGCGGGGGCAAGGUCCCGAAGUCAGCCUCUGUGUCCGCCCUUUCCCUCAUCCUCACCUCGGGUGAUUCCCUGGGCGGCCUGCAGGCCAGUCCCAUCUCCUCCCGCUCGCUGUCCUCAAACCCCUCAUCCAGAGAGACCUCCCCCAGCAGGGACCUCUCCCUGGGACUCAGCAGCCUGCGGCCCCCCAUCGUCAUCCACACCUCCGGGAAGAAGUACGGCUUCACCCUGCAGGCCAUCCGCGUCUACAUGGGGGACAGCGACGUCUACACCGUGCACCACAUGGUCUCGAGCGUGGAGGAGGGAAGCCCCGCUCAUGAGGCAGGCCUCCGGGCUGGUGACCUCAUCACCCACGUGAACGGAGAGUCAGUCCAGGGCCUGGUCCACACUGAGAUGAUAGAGCUGCUGCUGAAGAGUGGCAACAAGAUGGCGUUGCAGACCACAGCGCUUGAGAACACGUCCAUCAAGGUGGGCCCGGCACGAAAGACCAAGCACAGGGGCAAGAUGGCCCGGCGCAGCAAGCGCAGCAAGAGGAGGGACAACCACGACAAGCGUCGCACCAUCCUGAGGAAGCUCUCCAAGCAGAGCACCGUGAUGCACAGCAGCCGCAGCUUCUCCUCCGGCCUACACCACUCCGUGUCCUCCAGCGAGAGUCUGCCUGGCUCUCCCACCCACAGCCUCUCCCCCGGCCCGGCCACACCCUGCCGAAGCCCCGCCUCUCCCUGCCGGAGCCCCGCCCCUGACCACCAGGUCACAGACUCCAACCCCCCACAGAGCAUGUCUCCCUGCCCCAACUCCCCCAGCUCCUCCUCCACCCACAUCCGGCCCAGCUCCUUGCACGGCCUGGGCUCCAAGCUAAGCACCCAGCGCUACACCAAGGUGGGCCGCCGCAAGUCCACCAGCAGCAUCCCACCUUCACCACUCGCGUGCACCUCCUCCUCCCCCGCCUCCUCCUGCUGCCCCCAGCCCCUCUCCCCUCAGCGCUCACCCUCCCCACUUCCGUGCCUGGCAAAGACCCUGCAGGCAUACCACGGCACAAACCUUUCGCCGCCCACCAUCGUGCGGCACAUGGUGCGCCCACGCUGCACCGAUCACCCCCGCUCGCCGCUCCUCAAGCGGGUGCAGUCGGCCGAGAAGCUGUCGGGUGGCUACCACUGUGACAAGAAGCAGUUUGCGCCGCGGCGGCACACGCUUGAGGUGCCGCUCUACGGCGAGGUGGACCUGCUGGGCGACGCGGAGGCCGACGGGGGGUUAAGCGGCGGGCUCCGCUCCAUGGGUGACCACGGGCGCCUUGGUGGAGGGUACCUGGGCGGCGUGCAACGCUCAGAGAGGCUGGUAGUGAUGAGGAAGCUCAACCUGUCGGAGCGUCGCGACUCCUUCAAGAAACAGGAGGCAGUGCAGGAGGUGAGCUUUGACGAGCCCGACGAGAAGAGCAGCCCCCGGGUCAUGGUGACCGGCCCCUCUUCCUCCUCCACUCCCCUACUCCUCAAACCAUCCUCAGACCCCCAUACCCAGCCGAGGCCUGCCCGGGGCACCUACCAGCUUCAAUCCAGAGAAGAGGUGGAGCAGGAGGCGCCUCCACUUUUGAGGCGGUUCACCAUGGUUCCCCAGAUCGCUGUGCAGGGUUCAACAGAGAGCGAGGACCAGGAAGAGUGGGAGCCCUGCUCCGACGGAGAGGAGGAGGAACAACAGCAGCAGCAGGUAGUGGUGGCUAAUUCCCUCUUAUUACCACAGCGACCGGAAGCGACUCCCAGUCCGGGUAUUACCACUCACUUUCGAAUGGAAACCUCCACCCUCCUGCUGAAAGACCAGAAGACCCCCAGCCCAUUGCUGAGGGACCUCGGGACCCCAAGCCCACUACUGAGAGACCAGGUGACCCCCAGCCCCCUGCUGAGCGACCAGGUGACCCCCAACCCCCUGCUGAGAGACCAGGUGACCCCCAGCCCCCUGCUGAGAGACAAGCCGACCCCCAGUUCCCUGUGGAGAGACCAGCUGACCCCCAGUUCCCUGCUGAGAGACCAGGCGACCCCCAGUUCCCUGCUGAGAGACCACGAGACUCCCAGUUCCCUGCCGAGAGACCAGCCAACCCCAAGCCCCCUGCUAAAUGACCUUUGGAUCCCCAGUUCCCAACUGAGGCCCCCUGACUCCGACAGCCCUGCUGAGAGACGAGCAGAUCCAAAGCCCUCUGCUGAGAGGUCAGCCGACCCCCACCGCCCUACUGAGAGGCCAGCCGACCCCCACCGUCCUGCUAAGAGACCAGGGGACCACCGGCCCCAAGCUGAGAGACCAGGAGACCCCCAGUCCCCUGCUGAGAGACCUGGGGACCCCCAGACCUUAGAGGCUGAACACCCAGCCUGGGAAGGCCCCCAGGACGAGCCGCUAGCAGCGCAAUGCUGUUUACAUUCAGAUCUUCCUUAG
Gadus chalcogrammus (walleye pollock) is the source of this 4754-nucleotide messenger RNA. Its product is annotated as microtubule-associated serine/threonine-protein kinase 3-like. Gene Ontology annotation, biological process: peptidyl-serine phosphorylation; intracellular signal transduction. The transcript has 21 exons. Gene Ontology annotation, molecular function: ATP binding; magnesium ion binding; protein serine/threonine kinase activity. Lineage: Eukaryota; Metazoa; Chordata; Actinopteri; Gadiformes; Gadidae. The coding region runs from base 51 to 4754 and encodes 1567 amino acids. The record is from RefSeq and is a predicted model, not a curated record.